AUGCAGUACAAAUCACUCGUCGCUCUCGCUCUUCUGGCCUUUAACGCAAGUGUGCAGGGUGCUGCCCUUCCUGUCGCUCAAGACGUGGAGCGGUACACCCCGCCCAAGCCUCCGCAUCCCGAGCCACCCAAGCCGACAUAUUACCCCCCACCUCAGCCAUCUCAUUAUCCUCCUCAUCCUCCACCCAAGCCAAGUCAUCAUCCUCCCCAUCCACCGAAACCAACUCACUAUCCUCCUCAUCCACCCAAGCCAACUCACUAUCCUCCUCCCCAUCCACCCAAGCCGACCCCUCCUAAGCCGACGCACUAUCCUCCUCACCCACCCAAGCCGACGUACGCUCCACCUAAGCCGACUUACACGCCGCCCAAACCGACCUAUCCGCCUCCCAAGCCAACCUACUACCCUCUCCCCAAGCCCACCAAAUAUUAAGCGAUUCCCUCGCAACCCCGUUGAUUCACCUUUCGACUAAUCUAUUUCCUAUUUCGCUUAUCCCUUUCCGUCAUUUUGCCAAACUUCGUCUUCGUUCGUCUUACUAUUUUCUGACUCAUUUUUGCUCGAAUUUCGAAUCGUUUGCGCGCAGUACUAUGUGCGAUGGUUGCGAUACAUGUAGUAGCAGCAAGUUUCAAGGUCCUACCCAGGCGGUAACACGGUGAAAUGAACAUG
Coprinopsis cinerea okayama7#130 is the source of this 663-nucleotide messenger RNA. RefSeq lists its product as hypothetical. The record is from RefSeq and is a predicted model, not a curated record. Lineage: Eukaryota; Fungi; Basidiomycota; Agaricomycetes; Agaricales; Psathyrellaceae. Bases 1 to 429 code for a protein of 142 amino acids. The transcript has a single exon.